CUCUGAAUGGCGUCUUAAAUGAAUCACUCUCGCAAUACACCACGGCCGAUAAGGAACUCUGAUACGGCCGUCUUUUCCGAAAAAGAAGCCGACUCACAAAUUUUUCCAUGUUUACCUUAUCCAGCUAUCGUUUGACUCACCACAUCCUUUGUCUCUUCAGACGUCCUCUCUCAAUGGCUGCUUCCAUCAACGGAACCAAAAACAGAGACAACCUCAUUCCUUUUGCUUCGAGACUCAGAGACGGUCGGGCGCUUGCUGAGGAUGUCUGGUCUAUCUUCAACGCAGCAAACCUUCCAGCGGACUGCAUUAAUCUUGGACAGGGAUACAUGAACUUUCCUCCCCCAAAUUGGGUCAGGGAAGCAGCCCAAGAAUCUCUUUCGCGGGUAGAGACAAACCACUAUUCCCAUCCCAAGGGACGCCCACGUCUUCGCAAGGCAAUCCAGAGCUUCUACAGUCCCCAGUUCGGUCGGGAGCUCGACAUAGAGAAAGAGAUUCUCGUCACUAGUGGAGCGAAUGAAGGACAGUAUAGUGUUUUCACCGCAUUCCUCGAGAAGGGCGACGAGGUCAUCAUGUUUGAACCCUUUUUUGACCAGUACCUUCCGUCUGUCAUCUUCAACGGCGGCGUUCCCGUCUAUGUCCCACUACAUCCGCCCAAAGCGGAGGGAAAGUCAACGAGUAACGAUUGGUCCCUUGAUUUUGACGAGCUGAGACGAGCGAUAACACCAAAAACAAAGAUCAUCAUCCUCAAUACCCCCCAUAAUCCCGUGGGUAAGGUCUUUACGCGUGUUGAACUCGAGGGCAUCGCCAGCCUAGCAGAGGAGUUUAAUCUGCUUGUAAUGUCGGACGAAGUGUAUGACGGUUUGGUUUUCGAUGGCAACGAGCAUGUCCGAAUAGCGACUCUUCCGGGAAUGUGGGAUCGUACCGUGACUGUUGGCUCUGCAGGAAAGGCAUUCGCAGCAACCGGCUGGCGCGUAGGCUGGCUUAUCGGACCGGAAUCCAUCAUCCGCCCCACGCUCGCAGCGACGACCCGCAUCGUAUUUUGCACCAACUCUCCCCUCCAGGAAGCCGCAGCUGUAGGGCUCGAACUAGCUCCCAAAUACAACUUCUUUCAGAUCCAAAGGGAUGAGUAUGCGGAGCGUAGGAAGGUGCUUACGGACUGCUUUGACAGUCUUGGGUUAAAUUAUACUUUCCCCGAGGGAGGAUACUUUGCGUUGUUGGACAUAUCGAACGUUAAAUUUCCUGAUGAUUAUCCUUUCCCGAAGAGUGUCCAAGGAAGGGGAAGGGAUUUCAAGGCUAGCUGGUUCCUCGCACUUGAACUUGGCGUUUCAUCGAUUCCUGUCAGCGAGUUUUACUGCGAAGAGCAUGCCGGCAUUGGUGAAGCCUUCCUCCGCUUUGCAUUCUGUAAAGACGUAGACACACUGCACAGAGCAGUUGAGAGGUUACAGGGUAUAAAGAAGUAUCUACAAUAGCCAAUGCGUUCAGUCGGAAAUAAACUUUAGACUUUUGAUCUA
Guyanagaster necrorhizus is the source of this 1511-nucleotide messenger RNA. Its product is annotated as 1-aminocyclopropane-1-carboxylate synthase 1. Bases 174 to 1469 code for a protein of 431 amino acids. NCBI's taxonomy places the organism in Eukaryota, Fungi, Basidiomycota, Agaricomycetes, Agaricales, Physalacriaceae. Gene Ontology annotation, molecular function: L-kynurenine:2-oxoglutarate transaminase activity; pyridoxal phosphate binding. Gene Ontology annotation, biological process: biosynthetic process. The transcript has 7 exons. The record is from RefSeq and is a predicted model, not a curated record. Gene Ontology annotation, cellular component: cytoplasm; mitochondrion.